Molecule: messenger RNA, 1821 nt
Organism: Carcharodon carcharias (great white shark)
Lineage: Eukaryota; Metazoa; Chordata; Chondrichthyes; Lamniformes; Lamnidae
Gene: taf10
Product: TAF10 RNA polymerase II, TATA box binding protein (TBP)-associated factor
Exons: 5
Coding region: 43-576 (177 amino acids)
Biological process (GO): transcription initiation at RNA polymerase II promoter
Cellular component (GO): SAGA complex; nucleus; transcription factor TFIID complex
Molecular function (GO): RNA polymerase II general transcription initiation factor activity; promoter-specific chromatin binding
Source: RefSeq, a predicted model, not a curated record
UCACCCUCCUCACCCCCUCCUCCUCCACUGGCCGCCAUCACCAUGAACUCCGACAACCUGCAGCUCAGCCUGGCCGCCGGGGCCUCGGGGGCCGCCACCGCCACGGCCACCGCCACCGCCACCGCUACCGCCACCGCCGGCAGCGUGUCCGGGAACGUUCCAACUGCUGCUGCUUCUGCAGCAGAGACUUCCAUUUCAAACGGUGUCUAUGUUCCUCAAGGGAUUGCCAAUGGGGAUGUCAAACCUGUUAUAUCAACAACACCACUGGCAGACUUCCUUAUACAAUUAGAAGAUUAUACACCGACAAUACCAGAUGCUGUGACAGGGUAUUAUCUGAAUCGAGCAGGCUUUGAGGCUUCUGAUCCUCGAAUAAUUCGUUUAAUAUCUUUGGCCGCACAGAAGUUCAUCUCAGAUAUUGCAAACGAUGCCUUGCAACACUGUAAGAUGAAGGGAACUGCAUCAGGAAGCUCCAGAAACAAAAGCAAGGACAAAAAAUACACCCUCACCAUGGAGGAUUUAAUUCCUGCUCUCACUGAAUAUGGUAUAAAUGUGAAGAAACCUCAUUACUUUACAUAAAGACCUGGAAACAUCUUCAUCAGCAAACUAGUGACUACUUGUUAACAUCCAACAACUGCUGUACAGUGUCAGCUCCGAAUGCCUUUCACAAAAUCUGAUGGUGGAAAAGAAAUACGCCACAAGCUGAGUUUUCUGAUUUGACAGGCUUUAAAGUGGUUCUGAAUCUACAUCCAAUAUUUGUUCGUCGUUUGGAGGGCUGCAUUAUUUUUCACUGAUUCUCACAUUUCCUUUUGAAUUGUUACUUAUGAUGAUAGGAUUGAAAUAAUUUUUGGAUCUGUGUACAAUGCAUUUAGAAGGUAUUGUUUCAUUUCUGUACACCUAGUCAGGAUCAGUUAGAAUUUAAAUUAAUACCCUGGAAUAUAAUGGCCUUUAGGAAAUGUUCUGUAUAAUAGUUUCUCAAAAGUAGCAAGCUAGCAUUAGCGACCAGUAAGAAGAUAGUCAUAUUAUUUUCAGGUGGAUCUGCAUGUUUUUCAUAUGAUGCAUUUCAAAAGUGUUCACUUGUAAAUCUGUUCUUGCCUAAAAAAAAUUGUGUAGUCAAUUUAUUUUCUUUUUGAGGGGAAAGGAGAGAAUAGCCGACCUUCUCUUGAAUUUGGAAAAUAUUCCAAGCAAGCAUCUGCUUUCGCCCAGUAACGUCAGGUAGUCCAGCUCAUUUAAACUAAUGUAGAAGUAAAAGAAAGUUAGCCACAUGAGGGGAAAAAAAUUAUAAUUUUAAGUACUUCCUAAAGUCUACUAUUUAAAUUUUGAAAUUGCAGUUUCAGAUUCUUGAUCAGAACAGGAGUGGGGAUUUAAACUUGUUUUGAUAGGUCACUUCUGGGCCUCUAAAAUAAUUCCAACAAAAUAAUUACCAUUUCUUCAAAAUUGGCAAUGUUUUAACAAAAUUAGUUGAUUUAACCUUGUUUAAAUUAGUCUCAUCUUUUUAAAAACUUACAAGUUUAAUUUAUAUUGUUUUCUUAAAUGUUUAAAAAAAUUCAGGUAACCAUUUAAUUUGCCUUUAACUGCCUUGGAUUUCAUCUCUAUUUUACCACAGCAUUUCUGAAGAAUGUGAGCUUUAGGGAACCUUUAUGUGAAUUGAGUGAAUGGUUUUGCUCCUUUUAGGACUAAAGGCUUAUUCCAUUUAAAGAUGUUCAGUCACAUGAGAAAUGCGGAAGCGCAGUACUUUCAUACCUUUGAUUUGCAAUCUUGAACUAAGAAAGAUUCCUGCAUUCUAUAAAUGUCCAAUUCUUACAAUAAAUUUACCUAAUUUUG